UCGUCGCCGCAGCUAAACGCUUCCGGGUUGCUUCUCUGCGACUGUAAACAAUAACAUGAGGACACAGCCUGAGUUGUGUAACUUUUCGUAGUCGUGCAUUCCUCUGUGUUUUAUCCGGGACACAUCAUUUAAUCCUCCGCGGUCAUGUUGUUCGUCCGGGCCGCGGCUCUCGGCUGCAGAGCUCUGGCCGCUCCGCGCUGCCUCCUCGCCGGCUGCAGCUCCUCCAGAACCACCGCUUCAUACAUCCAGGGUCAGAGCCCAGAACCUCGCAUCCGAGAAUACUUCUACUACAUCGACCACCAAGGACAGCUUUUCCUCGACGACACGAAAGUGAAAAACUUUGUCACCUGCUUCAAAGAUAAACCGUUCCUGGUCUUCUUCUUCAGCCGCCUGCGUUCAAACCGGAGCGGGCGCUACCAGGAGGACUUCCCCUUCCUGUCUCUGUGCGGCAGGGAGAGGAACUUCCUGCGCUGCGACGACCGCCCCGUGGUCUUCACCCACCUGCUGCCGAGCCCCGGAGACCAGGAGCUGCUGUCGUACUGCGGCGGCGCCGAGAAGCUCUCCGUCCCGUUCCGGCCCGAGGCGCUGUACAUGCAGCCGGAGAGCGGCCGGGUUUACCACCCCUGCUCAGAGCGCUCGGGGGGGGUCGGCCUGGUCAGGUCGGCUCUGGCCAUCGAGCUCAGCCCCUUCUUUGUUUACGCGUCAGAGAGCGGUCAGUCGGGACAGCCUACGCACUUUAACUGGGGAGGACGGAAGCACACGUUGACCAAUGAGCUCGCGGCAUGUUUCCCCUCGUUAGAGGAGGGCGGCGGGCAGCAGGGGGAACUGGGUUAAUGUCCAGACCCGACAAAAGCGCAUUAGUUUAUAAAAAUAUGAAUCUGUGAAAUGAUAUCAGCUCCGUGCACUGAUGGUGACACAUCUUGACCCUCUCAAACGGUUGCAUAUCAUUCGAAGAGAUCAAAUUAUUAGAAAGAAAAUAAAUGGAAAAUAUUAAGAAAACAUGAAGCAAUGUUGUUGGAUUAUAAUGUGAUCACUCGGACACUAACACAUUUUCUUUUUGUUUAUUUUCCUCAGCGCUGAGCUCUAACUAAAAAUGCAUUAAACCCGGACGGGAGUGUGUUGAACAUCUAGUAGUUUUCUUAGUAAAUUAUGCACAAAUGUGUGUGUUUAUAUAUGAAAGACAUGAAAAGAAAAGUGUUUCUUAUUUAUAGAACAACUUAAAUUUCCUUAUUGCCAGUAUAUCCAUCCAGAAUACACAGACCUGACAUACUGGUAUGUUUGCAUAGAUUUAAAAAAAAAAAAAUGUAAAAAAUAUUCAUGACAUGACACGAAUAUGAGCAACAUUCUUAUUUAUAGCAGAGUCUGAAUAAAUAAGAUCGUCUGGUUUUAUAACAUGUCAUUAAAAAAAUAAAUAAAAGGUAUUUCGAGUUAAUUUCUCUUUUGUGUGACUAAGGUGACAUUUAUUUAUCUGCACAUGUCAAAAUGCUGAAACGAGGAAACUUAAAUGCUUUUAAGGAAACGAGAGUGAAUAAUUUAAUUCUUUUCAUGCACAUUUUUCUAACUCGAAAGGCUUUAAGAUGGAGACAGUUACUUUAAAACAAGACAUGACUAAACUCUACAUUCAUGUCGAUUCAAAUCUUAUUUUCUUUUACACUAUAUGUUCUGGACUGAAAUUUGGCUUGACUGCAUGUAAAGACGUUUCAAACCUCGUCUAAAACAAAAUCUAAUUGCAAAAUAAAGUUAAGAAACCCAGUUAUACUGUGGGACCUGUCAGACUUUUAUGGAGUGAUAUGAAUAUGAAGCUAAUAUUUGCGUAUUUUCUUGAAUAAACAGACACCAAGGUAAAACAUUUCUGUUUCCCUUGUCUGAUCUCUGACUGUCUGGUGUUUUGAUUUUUACGCACAAUUGUAGAAAAUGAAUAAGGGAGGAAAACUUUUAAGCUGCACC
Messenger RNA from Mugil cephalus (flathead mullet), 1947 nucleotides. It is a transcript of the gene c6h8orf82, whose product is annotated as chromosome 6 C8orf82 homolog. The record is from RefSeq and is a predicted model, not a curated record. NCBI's taxonomy places the organism in Eukaryota, Metazoa, Chordata, Actinopteri, Mugiliformes, Mugilidae. The transcript is spliced from 3 exons. The coding region runs from base 145 to 834 and encodes 229 amino acids.